AAGAGUCGAGGGUGUGGGGCUCGCUCGAGCGGCAGUCCCUCGAGAGCUCCGAACGCGGAAGCUGCGCGGCCUGCAGCAGACUUCAUCUCUGCGCUCGUCGGUCUUGUUGUUGUCGUCGUCGGCUUUGCUUCCCCCUCCAGCUCCCUCCCGGUCCUCGCGCUCAUUUGCAUUCGGUGGACACAGCUGUGCUCGUAGGGAGAGCUCCUUGUUUGCUCGUGUGCUUCAAUUGUCAGUGCUACGUACUCGCGAUUCAGUGCCGCUGCUGCUGGGGACUGUGGAGUUGUAUUAUUGUACAUACCAUUGUGAACGGAGGGACGAGAGCCGCUGCCGCUGCGGGAAUGAUGACCUAGUGAUGAGGAGAAAAAGUUGAGCGCAGAACAGCAUAUCAGAGGACGAUGUGCGUGAGCAUCGUCGGCUACUCAGUUCCCGUCACGAGAUGCAGUUUCGGCUGGUGAUCGAGCAGCCGCUGCCGCGCCGCCGGUGCAGUAGUCGAACGAGUCCGAGUCGAGCACCAGUGCAAGAAAAUGCCGCGACCCUCGCGCGACACUUACGGCGAUCAAAAGCCGCCGUACUCCUACAUAUCCCUCACGGCUAUGGCCAUAUGGUCGUCGAGGGACAAAAUGCUCCCGCUUGCCGAGAUCUACAAGUUCAUCGCUGAUCGCUUUCCCUACUACAGGAAGGACACCAGGCGCUGGCAGAACUCGCUCAGGCACAAUCUCUCCUUCAACGACUGCUUUAUAAAGGUUCCACGGGGUCCGCACCGGCCGGGCAAAGGCGCCUACUGGGCCCUCCACCCAGCCGCCCUCUCGAUGUUCGAGAACGGCAGCCUGCUGCGUCGUCGCAAGCGCUUCAAGCUGCACAAGCCCGACAAGGACCUGCUGAAGACCGAGCUCCAGGCCCUGGCCUCGGCGAUGCCCCCGCCUCGGGCCGACCUCGGCGCCCCGGGCUCCCUCGGGCCCGAGCACGCCGUCUCGCUGCCCCCGAGCAGCAGCGGCGGCGGAGGAGGAGGCGGCGGCGGCGGCGGCGGAGGCCUCAGCCCGGCCAACCUGCUGCGGCUGCGCGAGGACGUGAUGCGCUGGGAGAUGCAGGAGAGGCGGAUGAUGCUCGCGGCGGCGGCGGCCGCGAGCCAGGCCUUCCCCGGGGCUCCGGACUGCACGGCCGCGACGGCGGCUGCGGCGGCAGCCCCGAGCUCGGUCGGCAGCGCCCUCGGCUGCCCGAGCUACUACCUGCUCAGCCCCGAGGCCCGGCAGCGCCUCGUCGAGGGCCAGGCCGCCGGGGAGUCGUUCGAGACGGCGGCCCUGCUGCAGAGCGCCGCCUCCUGGGGCUUCUCCGCCGCGGGCUUCGGCGGCAACUACCUCGGCGGCGCGGCGGCCUACCCCACGGACGUGCGGCUGCACGAGAGCGAGGCGGCCGUGGCGGCGCUGAACUUCCGCGAGGCCAGCUCGUACUACGCCCGCGAGAGACUGAGCGCCGAGAGGCUGGAGGACGAGUCCUCGGGGACGGCCACGGGCCUCGGCUACCCGAGCGGCCUCUGCCUGGAAGCGCCUCCGCCGCCGCCGCCGCCGCCGCCGACGACGACCUCCUCGAGCGCCGGGCUGAGCAGGCCCAUCGGCAAGAAGGCCAAGAAGCCCUUCACCAUCGAGAACAUCAUCGCGCCGGACGAGCACCAGCAGCAGCAGCAGGAGGAGCAGCUGUCCGGCAAGAGGCUGAUCGAGCCCGAGGAGAAGAAGAUCGUGCUGUCGAUGCCGCGGCCCAUCUACGCGGCGGGCUUCGCGAUGCAGCCGAGCCUGGGCGACAGCGCCCACCAGCGGCCCAGCUACGGCGCGGCCACCUGAGCUCGUUUCUCCUGAUUCUCUGUUCUCCGAUUCUUAUGAUGGCUCGCGCUUCAGCGUGUCCGCGAUUCAUUUGCGAACUCUAGGACGCUCUGUGUGAAACGAUCUUUCUUUGUAGAUAGUUUUUAGUUGUGAUUUUACGCGAGAGUGAGUGGCUGAGUGCUACGGUGCGAGAUAGUAUGCAAAAGGUUUGCUGUGAUGAACGUCGACUCGAACAGGGACGCGAAAAUAAUUCAUCAGCGAAAUCACGAUAUACCUGUGCUCUUCGCGUCCUCGUCUUUUUCCAAUAUAUACAAAUUGCGCAGAAAAGUGAUCUCGUUAUAUUACAAGAAAAAAAACAAAAAAACACAAACGAUAUAUAAUGCAAUGUGACGCGAGGUAAUCGGCGCGUGCGACGACGCACAGAUCAACGUUAUAUAUAAAUAGUAUAUAGACUUAGCUGACCAACGUGAAUUAUAGUGAUGUUGCCCCCUCCUUUAUAUCAUGAUAUCCCUCGAGAAAGAGGCGUAUAGCCGCACGCGCGACGCGACGGAAAGAAGAAAGAGAGAUGACACGUACAUAUAUAGGUACAUCCUCUCCUAUUCGUACAAAAAGCACACACGAUAUGCACAUGGCGCUCGACGCAAAGUCGUCGCAGUUUACUCCUGAUGGAAUAGAGAAAAGAGAUAGAGUGAGUGAGUGAGUGGAGGUGAAUCGUAUGUCCGCGUACUACUGUGCGCUCUGUGCUAUGCUCUGCUCUCGCGCUCAACGAAACGUAUAAGUAUUUGUAAAUGUAGAGGAAACAAAAAACGAUAUAAAUUAUUGUACAUAUUAUUUAGAGGAGUAUCGACAGCGAGAAUAAAUAACGAUGAUAAAUCGAA
Nasonia vitripennis (jewel wasp) is the source of this 2692-nucleotide messenger RNA. Its product is annotated as hepatocyte nuclear factor 3-beta. The record is from RefSeq and is a predicted model, not a curated record. The transcript has 2 exons. Gene Ontology annotation, molecular function: RNA polymerase II cis-regulatory region sequence-specific DNA binding; DNA-binding transcription factor activity, RNA polymerase II-specific. NCBI's taxonomy places the organism in Eukaryota, Metazoa, Arthropoda, Insecta, Hymenoptera, Pteromalidae. Gene Ontology annotation, biological process: regulation of transcription by RNA polymerase II; cell differentiation; anatomical structure morphogenesis. Bases 525 to 1835 code for a protein of 436 amino acids.